This is a messenger RNA of Nerophis lumbriciformis (worm pipefish), 1720 nucleotides long. NCBI's taxonomy places the organism in Eukaryota, Metazoa, Chordata, Actinopteri, Syngnathiformes, Syngnathidae. The record is from RefSeq and is a predicted model, not a curated record.
AUCAGCCUCAGUCGACACGUCAUCAGCCUCAGUCGACACGUCAUCAGCCUCAGUCGGUUACUUCCUGUUUACAUAUCUACAAUUAGCCGAAAUCGAAACUAAUUCUUAAGAUAUCACUUUUUGACACCUGGAUUCAGACAUAUCGUCACCCAGGUCCGAGCGAAAGGUCCGCAGAGAGAGUUUGAGCAGACGUCCUGCUAGCCUGCUUAGAACUGAAGACUCGACUAUAUUAACCACAGAGCUAACUUAAGCUAACGUAGUGGAGCGCUCGUUAACGUCGUAUUAGACCACAGCUACAACUAUAUUAUCUCAUUAUCUUUCGAGCGCUUAAAGUUGUCUAUAAUGGAAAAUAAAUAUAACCUAAAGAGUCCAGCGGUAAAGCGAUUGAUGAAAGAAGCUGCUGAAUUGAGAGAUCCCACAGAACACUACCAUGCCCAACCAUUGGAAGAUAACCUUUUUGAGUGGCAUUUUUCCGUACGUGGUCCCCCGGAUUCAGAUUUUGAUGGUGGAGUUUACCAUGGCAGGAUUGUGCUUCCCCCGGAGUAUCCGAUGAAGCCUCCCAGCAUCAUCCUUCUUACGCCAAAUGGAAGAUUUGAAGUUGGGAAGAAGAUUUGUCUGAGCAUUUCUGGUCACCAUCCAGAGACAUGGCAGCCUUCAUGGAGCAUACGAACUGCUCUGAUUGCCAUAAUUGGAUUCAUGCCAACUAAAGGAGAGGGUGCAAUUGGAUCUCUUGAUUACACACCAGAAGAGAGGAGGGUCCUCGCAAAAAAGUCCCAGGACUUCUGCUGUGAGACAUGCAACUCUUCAAUGCACUCAGCACUCCUGGCUUUGACCCCCGACAGCAGUCCAAGCCCAGGGGACCACAUGGCAGAGGAGCUAGCCCAACAAAUUAACUUCAAGACAGAAUCCAGUUCAUUAGGUCAGCAGUCAAGAGAGAGUGAAGAUGCCAGCAGUGAGGCUUCCAUUCUUACCUCCACUUCUGCAGUCCAGGAAGCAGGAGAUGGGCCUCUGACUGAGCAGGUAGAGGCAGCACCAGCUCCUGAAGUGGAGAGACCACCUACUCCUCGUCCUCUCAGUCCUCGGCAGCGUCAUGUCCAACAGGACCAAAGAGACAACAUUAGGCCGGCCUUCAUUGCAGCCACUCGCCAGCCACACAAUGAAAGUCACGCCGGCUCAGCUGUCCUAAUAGUGUUGCUCACAUUCGCCCUUGCUGCUCUUAUCUUCCGUCGGAUUUACCUGGCUCACGAGUACAAGUUUGAUUAUGAGCUGUGACCUUCAAGCUUUUCUGUUUUCUUAGUCCGGCCGCCAUGCCACCAAUGAUCAGCCAAAGUUAUCCCUGAGGUUGCGUGGUCCCUGGAAGUGACGUCCGGUGUUCUCUUUUCUCCUUUUUAGGCCCUUUUCAUGCCGCUUAUCAGUAACUACAGCACCUUGCACCCUGCCCUCAUGUUUUUUAAGGGAAGUAAUAUAAUUGUGUUUAACAAUCACACAAUUAUCCCUACAUUUUUAAUCCGACAUUUAAAGUUUGCAUUCACACUUGCGGCUCAGUACUCUGGUCCGGACCGAAAGUAUAACGUUGCAGUUCGCUCAGCGUUCACACUGGUAUUAUUGUCGUUGUAAAUCACAUGCGUCAAACGCAAGGCCCGGGGGCCAGAUCCGGCCCGACAUCUCAUUUAAUGUGGCCCGCCAAUAAUGCCGAUACUUCAUCGUUCUUACUAAAUGU